Messenger RNA from Symbiodinium sp. CCMP2592, 1161 nucleotides. The record is from the annotation of a GenBank genome assembly. NCBI's taxonomy places the organism in Eukaryota, Dinophyceae, Suessiales, Symbiodiniaceae.
AUGUCGCUAAACUACAUGGGCAAUUCCUACUCAACACGAUUUCUAUUCUCUAUAUGUACCAAGCGACUCUACGCCAAAAAGAAACGGGGCUUUAUCUUGGAUGGGAUCUUCGAACACCUUGCGGAGGAACUUAGAGAUUUAUUCUACAAUGGCGUGACGCUGAAGCUGAACGGCGGAGAAGACAAGACGUUCUUUUUGGCCCUUAUUGGAAUUAAGGGUGAUUGGCCCAUACAGGCUCGUAUGGGGAAUCUUCAGCGGCACUUUUGUCGCAAAGGUGUUUACAAAGUCAGUGAAAAGAGUGGUUUCUGCCACUUGUGUCGUGCUGGGGAAGAAGGCUACAAUCCGAACGAUUACAGUGAACGUGCUGCUUGGAGGUCUACCUUUCUAAAGUUUCCUCCAUGGUCUUCGGAGGGUCCUUUCUGCAGGGUGCCGCAGUCGUCUGCGAAAGAGUUCAUGCACAAGUUUGACCUCUUCCACACGUUGCAUAAAGGAUGCUUCGCUGAGUUAGCUGGAAGCCCUGGGGACAUUCCAGUGCAGCUGACUGCGAUCUAUGAGAUGGCUUCGGAGUACUGCAAAUCGCAAAAUAUACCGUUGCACAUGGAUGCCUUGACACGGCAUCUGCUCAAGUUUUCAGGAGACGCUGAGAAUUGGUUUAAAGGGGCGGACACGACGGCGAUGUGUUGCUUCCUGGAAAACUUUUGGUCGAAUCAUAUCUCGAGUCUUGAUGCACCGGACGCCUACUUGAGCAGCAUGCUUGAUGCUCUGCGCUCCGCGAAUGCCUUCAUGCGCCUACUUUUCCGUUCUGGCCUCUGGCUUUCUUUGGACCGUUGCCGUGCAGUUGCUAAAGCCGGCCUGGGCUUUUUGAAAGCAUACCUUGAAGCGUCACACGCUGCAUACACCAUGCGGCGAACACGUUUUAAGGUAACCCCAAAAUUUCACGCGAUGAUCCAUAUAGUCGACACACUCGUUUGCGCGAGCAAUGCCAAGAGACAAUGGACGCUGUCGCCGCUUUCCGAGAGCACCCAAAUUGAUGAAGACUUCGUGGGGAGAAUCGCGUCGAUCACUACAUCCGUGGAUUCUCGUGUUGUCCAUAAGCAGACGCUGGAUCGCUACAAGACAAAUGUCUGGAAGCAUCUGACAGGAAGAAGUGAAAAAGAGUGA